AUGACGGAUAACGGCGAAAACGACGGGCUCUCUCAGGAAAUAAUUCCUCAGUAUCCGUACAACGGAAGGGACAAUUUUCUGGCUAUUUUGGAUCACGAAUUCACUCCGCCCUUUGCCAAAAAUGAGUUCCUUCUGUGUACAAACAUCAGCGAUGGUCAGUUCCAACGUGACUUCCUCCACUCCGACGAGAACGACGAAAACGACAAGAGAAUCCUGCGAUCCGUAAAAGAGUACUCUUCAUCUUCUCAAUCACUACUCGUCAAGAUGCAUUCCGCACCACACGAACAGGCAAUUUCGGCUCUCGUUCAACUCAUCACUGAGAAGGCGGUGCGACAGGGUAUAUCUGACGAGCUCAAUUUCCCACGGAGUGAAAGCCGCCGUCUGCAUCCUGGUCAAAAUACAAUCAUCAAAGAGGCCGAUGAUUCUAUUGUUCCCAUGGCAUUCAGAGAUCGAGGUUCGCCCACAAUCACUAUUGAAGUUGCCCGAUCAGAGUCUGAUGUACAGCUUCAAAGAGAUGCCGAGAACUGGUUAGUGGGGUCCCAUGGCCAGGUCCUAUCAGUGAUCACGAUUCUUGUUAGGCAGGAAUCUCACGACUUGGUACUCCGAAGAUGGACUAUGCAGAGCGGUGCCCCCGCCGUGGCACAAGAAGUCCUUGUCAACGUGCACCGUUCGAGGCUCAGAAAUCAAGACCGUUUUAAUGUCAGCGGCGGUCCUUUCACCAUCCCUUUCUUCCACCUAUUUCUACGCCAACCGAACCCCAACUCGAAUGAAGCGGAUUUCCAAUUCACUGCAGUAGAUCUCGAUCGGCUGGCUCGGCGGACUUGGAACCUUUAG
Molecule: messenger RNA, 834 nt
Organism: Penicillium maclennaniae
Lineage: Eukaryota; Fungi; Ascomycota; Eurotiomycetes; Eurotiales; Aspergillaceae
Exons: 1
Coding region: 1-834 (277 amino acids)
Source: RefSeq, a predicted model, not a curated record